CAGAGCAUGAACGCACCCCAACGAGCUAGUCGCUGUUGCGAAAGACCAGCGCUGACCUCGAUCACAACGCAACAUCGCAAAGUCAGCUCCAACCUGGCACCGUGAGCAUUCACACAGCUAAUUAGCAUGUCUUAGGCCUCAAGCCCACCCAGGGCGCCCUCGCUGCAUUGCCACUCCGAAGUGCUGAGCGACUGCGACUCGGAGCUCAGCGAGGCCUCGCCCAGCCUGCUGAGGGACCUCCAUGACUGGGACAGCGAGGAAGAAGACUGGCAGCAAGAGGCCACCUCGCGCCUGGUCGAUGACGCGAAGCUGGGCUCCUCUGCAUGGCAGGCGCGGCGAGCAGCAAGCUAAGCGACGACGCCAGCGGGGGCGACACCUGGGAGGACGCGCAGGAGGCGUGGGGCAUGGAGCAGAAGCAGGCGGCAGGGGCGGCGGCAGGGGAGGAGGAGGAGGAAGCGGAGGAGGGGGAAGCGGAGGAGGAGGAGGACGACGGCGGGUUUGGCGAACUCCUGCAGGGCGCCCUGCACGCCGCUGGCGGGCCGGCGCAGCUGCCGACACUGCAGUCGUACGAAGCGACGAACCCGGCGGCAGCGUGGUCGGUGCUUCCCACGGCGGUGCGGUGGCCGGCAUGGUGACGGCCAGCAGUACUCGCGAGGCGCACCCUGGAGGCGCCGGUGGCAGUGGAGGUGUUGGCGUCUUCCACGGCGGCUUUGAGGCGGCGGCGGCGGCGGCUGGUGGCGCGGCGGCGGCUGGUGGCGCGGCGGCGGCUGGUGGUGUGCAAAUGCAUGGGGUGGUUAAGGCUUGUCUGGAAGGACAAGGAAGCAGCAGGAAGCGGACCCCAACCCCAACUCGGCGCUGGGAUUGGCAGAUGGGGCCUAAGCGAUGGGCCCAUCGGGCCCGGUUCAACAGUUUGGCCAGCGUGACGUGGCAUCCGUGCCUUCCCCUCGCAGCUAAUGGAGGUGCUAACGAGCUGCGGGGUACAUGGGCUGGUGGUGUAUGCCAGUAAGUGCUUGCGGUCUGUGAACGCCUAGGCUUGGGCUUUGUGCCUCAUGGUAGGUGUUACAGUUACAGUAAUAAGAUAUGGGGGGGAUUAGGUGUGCGAGAUUGAGCUGUGCGGCGGUGCCGGACCUGCCCAACAUUCAACAUCUGGAGUUUGUCAACUCCUUAACUGGCUGUCGGCAUUUUGUGGGUUGCCGCGGCCUUCGCAACUGGAUA
Chlamydomonas reinhardtii is the source of this 1215-nucleotide messenger RNA. RefSeq lists its product as uncharacterized. The record is from RefSeq and is a predicted model, not a curated record. Lineage: Eukaryota; Viridiplantae; Chlorophyta; Chlorophyceae; Chlamydomonadales; Chlamydomonadaceae. The transcript is spliced from 3 exons. The coding region runs from base 324 to 635 and encodes 103 amino acids.